Aspergillus nidulans FGSC A4 is the source of this 480-nucleotide messenger RNA. RefSeq lists its product as uncharacterized. Gene Ontology annotation, biological process: proteasome regulatory particle assembly. Bases 1 to 480 code for a protein of 159 amino acids. Lineage: Eukaryota; Fungi; Ascomycota; Eurotiomycetes; Eurotiales; Aspergillaceae. The transcript has a single exon. The record is from RefSeq and is a predicted model, not a curated record.
AUGUCCGCCGAAAGCCUCCCAAUAACUCCCGUUGCCUUUGCGGAAGCAAUUAAAGAGCUCACCCUACCGGUUCUCUAUGCCAAAGUCGCCGAGCUCCAAAACUCCAUCGCACACCUCCGACGCUCAAACCAAGAACUGCGACAUUUCAUCUCAGAGUCAUGCGAGAGCCAAGCCGACAGAGAAGAGCUGGAGGGCUACAUAGCGGAAAAUGAUGGGGUGGAAAAGUCGAUGAUUGAGCGUAUUGAGCUGUGCAAGGCAGAAGUUGAGAGGAGGGGUCAGACAUGGAUUGAACUGGGUGCAGACGCGAAUGGCACUACAAGCACGGAGGGAGAAGGGGAGCAAGGGCAAGGGCAGCCUGCCAGGGAGGAUUCUACAGCGAGUGCUUCCAUGAACGGUACGAGUUCCAACACGGAGGCUCACCCGGCCGAGAGGUUAAGAGAUCGGGACAAUGAUGGUGAAGAUGAUGGGUUGUACCUCUGA